AGUUCCCAUAGAGAGUUCCUUUAACAAUGCCGAUUGACGUUAACAGACUUCGCGCGGAAAAGGGCGGCGACCCGGAGGCUGUGCGAGCUUCCGAGCAGAAGAGGUAUCGUAAUUCUGAUACUGUGGGCACCGCCGUGAAACUCGAUCAGCAGUGGCGUAAGGAUAUGUUCGCACUGGACAAGCUCCGUGAGGAACUAGGCAAGAUCCAAAAGGAGAUCACUCAGAAGAAGAAGGCCUCUAAGGGUAAGGAUCCUUGCACUGAGGAGCUCGCUCGCAAGGCCGAGGGUGAGAAGAAAAUCCAGGAGCAGGAAAAACUCGUAGCUGAAGUCGCCAAGUCGCGUGAUGCUGCCGUGCACUCUAUUGGUAAUAUCAUCCUUCCUGACGUCCCUGUCAGCAACGAUGAGGAUAACAAUGAAGUCUACAAGAAGUGGGGUCAGCCCAGGCAAAUUUUCGUCGAUGGGAAGACUCCUGGUCACCUCUACCAUCACCAGAUCAUGUACAUGCUCGGUGCUAUGGACCAGGAGCGCGGCAUCAACAUCGUUGGUCAUCGUGGAUACUUCCUCCGUGGUGUUGGCGUACUCCUUAAUAUGGCCCUUAUUAACUACGGUAUGAGCUUACUUGUUAAGAAGGGUUAUACCGCACUCCAGCCUCCUUUCUUCAUGAAGAAGGACAUCAUGGCUGAGACCGCCGAGCUGGGCGACUUCGAUGAGCAGCUCUACAAGGUGAGUGAGAACUCCCAGCAGAAAAAGGAGGAGAAGGGCCUCAAGGAGAACGAUGGAGAGUACUAUCUCAUCGCAACUUCAGAGCAGCCUAUUUCGGCCUACCAUCGCAAGGAGUGGAUUGACGAGGAUCAGCUCCCCUUACGUUAUGCUGGUAUCUCCACGUGUUUCCGAAAGGAGGCGGGUUCUCACGGCAAGGAGACCUGGGGCUUGUACCGAAUUCAUCAGUUUGAGAAGUUGGAACAGUUCUGUAUUACCACUCCUGAGGAAAGUGUUGCUAUGCAUGAGCAUAUGCUCGACAUGUCUGAGGAGUUCUAUCAGUCCCUUGAUUUGCCCUAUAGGGUCGUCAAGAUUGUCUCUGGUGCUCUCAACGAUGCCGCUGCUAAGAAGUACGAUCUCGAGGCCUGGUUCCCUGGGUAUAACAUGUACAAGGAACUCGUGUCCUGCUCUAACUGCACAGACUAUCAGGCCCGUGCGAUGGAGACACGUUGUGGCCAUGUGAAGCAGGGCGAGCGCGAGAAGCGAUAUGUUCAUAUGUUGAACUCGACACUUUGUGCUACUGAGCGUGCUAUGUGCUGUAUAGUUGAGAACUACCAGGAAGAAGAGGGCGUCAGAGUUCCCAGAGUUUUGGUGCCCUAUAUGCACGGUAUGGAGUUCCUACCCUAUGUGAAGCCCAUCCCUAAGAACCCCGAUGAGGCCAAGAAGGCCGAGAAGAAGUAGUAGGAGUAUCAUAACAUUCCUGUUGCUGCAGUUACUGCCCGCCUUGUAUGACUACUGUUUCAACGCCUUGACAGGCUAAGUUCAUCAC
Messenger RNA from Perkinsus marinus ATCC 50983, 1527 nucleotides. Its product is annotated as seryl-tRNA synthetase, cytoplasmic, putative. Gene Ontology annotation, molecular function: ATP binding; serine-tRNA ligase activity; tRNA binding. The transcript has 13 exons. Lineage: Eukaryota; Perkinsozoa; Perkinsida; Perkinsidae. Bases 27 to 1439 code for a protein of 470 amino acids. The record is from RefSeq and is a predicted model, not a curated record. Gene Ontology annotation, biological process: seryl-tRNA aminoacylation. Gene Ontology annotation, cellular component: cytosol.